UUAAUUGUUGAUCUGUGUACUAUAUGCAGUCUUUUCCUCAACUAGGGGUGUCAAGGAUCCCCUAAAUUUUAGUCAUUGAUGGUGGUAUGGUACUUCUGUUGAUGAACGUAGUCAAAAUUCGUUUUGAAUUGAAUAUGCUUUAGAAACCUCGUGCUUUUAUGUGAAUCAACUAUCACCAACUCAAUGUAUAAAAUAAUUUACAAAUAUAUCUCGAAACAUUUAUAAUACAAUCAUUAUCAUAACUGAUAUAAUCAAGGAAAGAGGAAUAAUGGUUGAAAGUGCUUGUGAUCCUACAAUAGAAAAACAUUUUAAAGGUCAUGAAAACACUAUUACAAGUUUAUAUUUUCAUCCUGAGACUACUCAACUUGUAUCAAGUAGCCUAGAUAAAACUUUAAUACUAUGGAAUCUAAAAGAAUCCGUAAGGGCUUACAGAUUUCAGGGACAUAAAGAUGCUAUAUUUGAUGUUGCUUAUGCUCCAUCAGGAGAAGUUAUAGCUAGUGCUUCUAGAGAUAGAUCUGUUAGAAUUUGGGUUCCUAAAGUAACAGGUCAAUGUUUAGAUUUUAAAGCUCAUUUAGGGGCUGUUAGAUCGAUACAGUUUAGUCCAGAUGGAAAGAAGUUGAUCACUGCAUCAGAUGAUAAAAGUAUCAAAUUAUGGACAGUAUGUCAAAGAAGAUUUCUCAUGUCAUUUGUAAGCCAUACAAGCUGGGUCAGAUGUGCUAGAUUUUCCUUGGAUGGUAGACUUGUAAUCUCCUGUAGCGAUGACAAAACAAUAAAAUUAUGGGACAUUAUUAGUGGACGCUGUAUUCAAACUUUUAAUGAUAUAAAAGCUCAUUCUACACAUGUGGAAUUUCAUCCAAGUGGGUCUGUUAUUGGAUCUGCAAAUACAGCUGGUUGUGUAAAAUUAUAUGAUUUACGUACUACUUCUUUAUAUCAACACUAUGCAACUCACACAGGUCCUGUAAACAUGAUAAAAUUUCAUCCAAAGGGAAAUUUCAUGUUAACUGCUUCUAGUGAUUCUACAAUGAAGGUUUUAGACUUGUUAGAGGGUCGGCCGAUUUAUACACUUAAAGGACAUGUUGCUGGUACCAGUGUAACGUCAAUAACAUUCUCUUCUAAUGGAGAAUUUUUUGCUUCUGGUGGAGGUGAUCGACAAUUACUAAUGUGGAAGACUAAUUUUGAUAAAGAUGAUAUUGCUCGUAAAAUUCCGCGACAAUUAGUUUCACCUAUUACAGAAUCAAGUUUCAGCAUCAAUGAUGAAAUAUCUCAAAAAAUUGAUAUAUUUGAAGGAAGAGAGGAAACAAUGGAGAUACCAUUACAUGAAAAGUAUGAUAAUAUAAAUGUACAACCCGAGAAAAGUCAGUGUGAAGCACCUGACCCUGAAGCUUUGACAAAAAAUAUGAAACCUGAAAUAAUUAAUAUGAGAAACCAAAAACCAGUUGAAGAAGGUCGUAUUGUAAAUAUAUCAUAUUUAUCUAAACAAUUCUCUGAAAUGCAUGCAAGUAAUGCAGUAGAUGCCCUUAGUGAAGAAGUACAGUCAUUACAUGAUGCUGUUAUGAGCUUGGAACAACGUUUAACAAUAUUAGAAGAAGAAUUAAAAAAUAAUUGUUUAAAACAAUGGCAAUGAGGUCCUGGUUUUGUUUAUAAAAUAAGUUGAUGUGGAAAAUAUUUAAUCUAAAGAACUAACUGGAUUAUAGCCUGAUGGUAAAGUAUUGUGAAUCCAUCGU
Messenger RNA from Osmia lignaria (orchard mason bee), 1724 nucleotides. It is a transcript of the gene Poc1, whose product is annotated as Proteome of centrioles 1. The record is from RefSeq and is a predicted model, not a curated record. Lineage: Eukaryota; Metazoa; Arthropoda; Insecta; Hymenoptera; Megachilidae. Gene Ontology annotation, molecular function: protein binding. Gene Ontology annotation, cellular component: centriole; ciliary basal body. Gene Ontology annotation, biological process: cilium assembly.